AUGGCCGCGGCUGGGGCGACUCAUUUGCUUCCACGCACCACAUCUGAGUGGGUUGCGCUGGUGAGGAGGGCACUGCAUCUACGAUUAGAUGAACUAGAGAUUCCUGAACAUUUCUUUGUAAAAGAUAUCCGCACAGGGCGCCGCUAUUCGCACCUGCAGGAUCCAAUGCGAACGCCCCAUCAACGCGAAGGCGCCACGUUGGUCCUCCUCUCGCCACCAUCCAAGAUGACGGGGAGGGGAUUUCAGGAGAUGUGCAUUACACUCACGAAGCGAACGGCAAAUGUUCGUUGUCAUAAGAAUCAGAUGUCAUUUCCAGGAGGGAAGGUGAACCAUGGUGAGUCGCCUGUAGCUGCUGCGCAGCGGGAAACCAUGGAAGAAGUGGGCAUUGGCGCAUCAUUGUACCAUGUCAUUGGUCAAUUGCAUCCGAUUUACUCGCUUGACAGCGGAUACAAAGUGUUUCCCGUAGUUGCAGUUGCCACCACCGCCGUAGAGCCACUCUGCAACAGUCCAGAUGAAGUGGCUUCAAUUCAUUAUCUGCACCUCUCUCGUCUCUUGCUGGACUCGUCGCGAGUGCACUGCCGCAUUAUCAGACGGCACGCCCUAACAAGGGCGGCACCCGCCCUUUUCCCUUGCUUCUUUGCUAGUAACUCGCAGACCGUGGCAUGCAGUGAUGUAUGUCCCACACUAAAUGCACCGCCAAUUCCAGAAGAUGGUGGUUUGUUACCCAUGCUGCAGGAAGAUUUUCCUGGUGAACUCGUAUGGGGAAUAACCUCCUUUGCUACGUGCGAGUUUUUACUGCGUCUUGCUGCAGUGCUAGCAUUGCGUAAACAUAGUGAACUCCAAGCGAUGGAUUUACUGAGGUGCAGUUCAGUUGUUGCGCGCUUCCCAGAAGGUUGUAAGGGGGUAAAAGGUUGA
Trypanosoma rangeli is the source of this 915-nucleotide messenger RNA. Its product is annotated as NUDIX hydrolase. Gene Ontology annotation, molecular function: coenzyme A diphosphatase activity. The record is from RefSeq and is a predicted model, not a curated record. Bases 1 to 915 code for a protein of 304 amino acids. The transcript has a single exon. NCBI's taxonomy places the organism in Eukaryota, Euglenozoa, Kinetoplastea, Trypanosomatida, Trypanosomatidae.